Molecule: messenger RNA, 2793 nt
Organism: Diabrotica virgifera virgifera (western corn rootworm)
Lineage: Eukaryota; Metazoa; Arthropoda; Insecta; Coleoptera; Chrysomelidae
Gene: XRCC1
Product: DNA repair protein XRCC1
Exons: 7
Coding region: 110-2728 (872 amino acids)
Biological process (GO): base-excision repair; single strand break repair; double-strand break repair via nonhomologous end joining
Cellular component (GO): nucleus
Molecular function (GO): damaged DNA binding
Source: RefSeq, a predicted model, not a curated record
UGCUUUAACCUAUAAAUAUGUUUUGACACUUUUGACAGAGUGGCGGUAAUGAAAAUAAAAAUACAAACAUAUUUUAAAAUAAAUUUUUACAGUAUUCUGAUUCUGGCAAAUGCCUUCUAUUAAAAUUGACCACGUUGUUAGUUUUAGCAGCGAAGAUCCUGUUCAUAAUGCAAGCAAUAUUUUGUCAACAGACACAUCUAAGAAGUGGAAAUGCCAAACAUCUGGAGAGAAACAAGCAAUUGUUGUUUUACAACUUGAAAAAGCUAGUCAAAUAACAGCUAUAGAUAUAGGAAAUGAACACUCCGCUUAUGUUGAGGUUCUUGUUUCUCGCUCUGGAAACAAUGAUGAUUUCAAGGUCCUUCUGGUCACUUCAGCCUUCAUGACUCCUUUGGAGUCCAGACAAAGUCAGAAUAUCAAUAAAGUGAGGAUGUUCACCAAAGACCAAUUAUCCAAACCUGAAUGUGAUGAAAAAUGGGAUCGAGUGAAAAUUGUAUGUACUCAACCUUUUAACAGACAUGUUCAAUUUGGACUUUCUUUUGUAUCAUUGCAUUCAAACGUAAGUAAGGAGAGUGAAUCAAACAGUCAGUUAUCUAUAGGAAAAUUUACCAUCAGACCUGAAUCACCAGACAACCUAUCCAUUGGUGCAUUGUUUGCCAAAAGAAAAGAACUGAAACAGGAUGAAAAACCAACAGCGGCAGCUGCUAUACGGGAUGCUGCAUCAUCUUCGUCUUUAGCUAUGUAUGGUUCUCCAACAUGUAAACCGAAAUUAAAAAAUAAAGAUCCAGACUGUACAGCAAAGAAAAAAGCCCCUCAGCAAGACGCAGACUUGUCGAAACCGACAAACAGAAACAGAGACGCACUUUUUUAUACAAGUGACGAUGAAGAAAAUAAUGAUAAAAUAGAUAAGAUUAUGAAGAAAAAGGAGGAAGAGGAUUUGAAACGUAAAGAAAAAGAGGAGAAUGAAAAAAACGAUAAGAAACGUAAAAACUUUUGGGGUGCAUCAGAUGAUGAUGAUAAAAAGAAAAAGAAGGAUUCAUCAAAUGAUGAUAAUAAAAAGAAAAAGAAUGAUGCAUCAAAUGAUGAUAAAAAGAAGAAUGAUUUGCCUGAUGAAAGUAAGAUGAAGAAGAGAGAUAAAUCGCCAAGUGGUACUCCAAAAAGAAAUGACAAAAAAGAUAAAACUACAGUAGACACUCUAAAACUUACAAAACCCAAAGAUGAGAAAAGAGAAACUAAAAGAAAAACUAAUGAUAACUUAGGGGAAUCUUCCAAACCGAAAAAAGCUAAAUUCACUAAACCCUUUCAUGAAUUAUUAUCAGGAGUCACAUUGGUUAUUAGUGGAAUUCAGAAUCCAGAUCGUGGUGUUCUUAGAACUAUGGCACUUUCUAUGGGGGCUAAGUACAAGCCUGAUUGGGAUUCAACUUGUACACACUUGAUAUGUGCCUUUUCUAACACUCCAAAGUUUAACCAAGUUAAAGGUAAAGGAAAAAUUGUCAAAAGAUCAUGGUUGGAAACAUGUCAUUCGCAAAGAAAAAGAUUACCUUGGAGGCGGUUCGCUUUGGAUAAAGCUGAUCUCAAUAAGGACGAAAGUGAAGAUGAAAUUUGUGAAUUGAUAGAUCUUCCAUCAACCUCAACUACCAAAACUGCCGUACAGAAAAAUUCUAGGAUAUCAGAUGAUGAUGAUUGCAAAGCCGAAGGAUCAGAUACUGAAGAGAGAAUAGCGAAAAUUCUAGCAAAGAAAAAGCAAGAAGAUAAACAAAAGAAAGAAGUUAAAACUCCAACCAAGAAGAGAGAUGAAAGUCCGUUUAAAAAGAAAGCAGAAACUUCGCCGAAAAAUAGGGCAGACACUCCUCCCAAACCUAAAAAGAAGGACGAACCUGCACCAUUACAAAUUUCUACAGACGGUGACUCAACAGAUGAAGAAUCUUUAAAUGGUCCAAUAAAUUCCAAAAACGGAAAAACUAACACAGGAAGCCCAAAAAGAAGACAACCAAGCAACGAUCAGAUAGAAACACCAUCAAAAAGAGAAAUGAAGAAAACUGUUGAGGAUGAUGAUGACGACGAAACGGAUGAAGAAUUACUAAACGUUCCAAAAUAUAACAAAGAAAAAACUUCAAACGAGAAUACGAGAGUACAAACACCGCUUGCAAAAAAAACUUCACCUAUACUAAAAAGAGAAGUACUUAUGGACGUUUCUGAUGACGAUAAGAUUGACGAAGAUUCAGUAAACGUUCCAAACAAAUAUAACAAGGAAAAAACUUCACCUAAACUAAAAAAAGAAGCAGUUAUGAACAUUUCAGACGACGAUAAAACUGACGAAGAAGCAUUAAACAUUCCUACUAACUCUAAAAAUAGUUUGGAUCGUAUAGAAAGCUCAAAACGAUUAAAUAGUUCUCAGACAAAUGCAUAUACGGUAGAUACAGACGAGGAGGUCGGAUUAGUGAGUAAUUUUCAAAAUGAAAGAACGAUGGACAUUUUCCAUGAUGAAAACUUUUAUGUGGAUGAAAGUUUUGACCCAAAUACGUACAAAAAAUUGACUAAAUAUAUUAUAGCCUACCAUGGGAAAUGUACCGAUGAUGUAACAGGUAACGUUGACAUAAUAAUAACAACUAAAGAAAAUAGUAAGAUGUUAAAAAAAGUCAACAAAAACGCCAAAUGUUUAGAUCAGGAAUGGAUUUUACAAACACACAAUAAACAUAAAUGGAUACCACUAAAUAAUUAUUUAUUUUAAUUCGAGUAUAGUAAGAAAGCCAGUAAUUUUUGUAAUUGUUUAAUAAAAAAGGUCUCUACUCUUUG